GAAGGUCUCACGGUUUAAGAGAUCAUGAUAGAGAAAACUCCCUCACAGAGAAGAUUCUGUUGGUAAGAACGCGAUCUGACCGCGUCAAUUAACAGGUUUCGGCCGGCGUCCGAAGUGUCCGAAGUUGCUGCAAAGUCUGAGAUGAGAUGAAAACUAUCCUUUCCUAGGUUGACUCCAAUUCCGCACUGUUGGGAACAGGAUUGACGGCUCGAACACACGACAUGUUGACAAACAUGGGAAGACGUGCAAAUGCCUUGCGAAUAAUGAGUUUCUCACUGGUGUUGCCAGUCACCAGCGUAGAUACUUCGCAAUUCCGAACUCAGAGAACUGCACUGAGCAUCUACUGAUGUUCUUCAGACAUUCACCAGAGAAGCACUGCGCUCUUCUACUAAUACCUGAACGAGCGGGAGUCUUCAAACAGUUAUUACUCCGGAUACAAUCAGACAACGGGUAGAAGCCAGGGCUCAGUCUGAGCCAUGGUCAAUAAUAGAAAUGAGGCAUACAGACACGAGCGGGCCGUUGGACCAGCGACAGUCCUUGCCAUCGGCAAGGCCACACCUCCAGCUGCAUAUCUUCAGAGCGAAUUCCCGGAUUUCAUCUUUGAUAUCACCAACAACAGUCACAAGAAUGACCUCAAGGCCAGUUUCAUCCGAAUUUGUAAGAAUUCAGGAAUCAAUAAAAGGUAUUUCCAUUGCACAGAGGAGAUUUUGAAGGCCAAUCCUUCAAUGUGCUCGUACAAGGAUCCCUCACUUGAUGUUCGCCAGGACAUAGCAAUCAGGGAGGUGCCCAGACUGGCAGAGAAGGCGGCUGUGGAGGCGUUGGCAGAAUGGGGCCAACCCAGAGAUCGGAUCACCCACGUGGUGUUCGCAACCACGAGCGGAGUGAACAUGCCCGGAGCCGAUCUCACUCUCACCAGGCUGCUGGGCUUGAGCCCCAACGUAAACAGAACCAUGCUGUACCAACAAGGGUGCUUCGGAGGAGCCACCGUUCUGCGAGUGGCUAAAGAUCUCGCCGAGAACAACAAAGGCGCUCGAGUUCUCACUGUCGUGUGUGAGCUCACGAGUAUAAAUUUCCGUGCCCCUGAGGAUGUGGACAAUCUGGUGGGCUCGGCAAUUUUCGGUGAUGGAGCCUCAGUCCUUGUCAUCGGAUCGGAUCCCGUUCCGGAGGUAGAGAAUCCAUUGUUCGAAAUCCACUGGUCUGGAGAAACGAUUCUGCCCGAAAGUGAUGGUGCGAUUGAGGGAAGGCUGACUGAAGCGGGACUGAUGUUCAACCUGCGGAAGGAUAUUCCCGGUCUGAUUUCAAGUAAUAUCCUCCCUAUCUUCAACAAGGCGAUCGAGGUGGCAGGAUCCCCAAGGUGGAACGAUCUUUUCUGGUGUGUGCACCCAGGAGGUCGAGCCAUUCUGGAUGAAUUGGCGAAAACUCUGAGCUUGAAACCAGAGAAGAUGGAAGCCACAAGAGAAAUUCUGUACAGCUACGGGAACAUGUCAGGUGCUACUGUGCUGUUCGUAAUAGAUCAAAUGCGCAGGCGGUCGGCCGAGAAGAAACGCAGCACCACCGGAGAAGGAUGUGAGUGGGGGCUUGUUGUAGGAUUUGGACCUGGUUUGACAGUAGAAGUGUCGGUCCUGAGAGCAGUUGCAACUGUUCUAUGAUCAUUCAUGGGCGAAAUUAUUUGAGUUAUAGUGUGAGGUUUCAAACUCGGUAAAAUUUCGUUAUCGUAGCUUGAUCCUUUCCUUCCAGCCUGCAAUGAAAUCCUUAAAAAUUUUCCGGUGAACCACGACGCUCGGGACGAAUAAAAUUAUAAUCUGAGGCCAUGAUAAGAUAAGAUGAUGGCCUCACAGCAGUAGAUAUAUUCUUUUGUACAUGUAUUUUAGAAAUAUGAACAAUUUACAGCGAUUAGUGGUCACCUUCUUUCUGAAGCAUUUCUCAUAGCAGUCUGACCAUCAUCGGCGAAACUUUUGUAAAUUCGAACUGACUAUUCGAUACAGAAUUUUGUGAAACAAUCUACGAACUAGUCGACACUCUAUGCCUCUACUACUCUAUGAGGAGUUAGGAGUGUGCAGCCUUAUCUUUCAUUCAGUCAGCGCCCUGGAAUUCAUGUCGUCUCUCCCUUCAUGCAAA
Marchantia polymorpha subsp. ruderalis is the source of this 2118-nucleotide messenger RNA. NCBI's taxonomy places the organism in Eukaryota, Viridiplantae, Streptophyta, Marchantiopsida, Marchantiales, Marchantiaceae. The record is from the annotation of a GenBank genome assembly.